Molecule: messenger RNA, 4972 nt
Organism: Pimephales promelas (fathead minnow)
Lineage: Eukaryota; Metazoa; Chordata; Actinopteri; Cypriniformes; Leuciscidae
Gene: lmcd1
Product: LIM and cysteine-rich domains 1
Molecular function (GO): zinc ion binding
Source: RefSeq, a predicted model, not a curated record
UCAGAGUAGACUCAGCACAGUUAGUUUCGUCUAAUCUCGCAUUCACGGGUGAUGUAAUGUCUCAUAUUCCUGCACAGAGGAAGCGGUCAGUCAGACAGAGGCUCUCAGUUCGUCAAACACACACACACCUCACCAAACACUGACUGAACUCAGCGCUACUCCACAGAAUAUACGGCUUGAAUAAAUAAGACUUAUUCUCUAGUACAAUGGAUAUGAUCGCAAGGGAUCAGAAGAUGUUGGUUGGGCCACUGCCAGCAGGAAAGGGUGCAGCAUGUCUAACAUGUAAAGGGAUCUGCUCUGGGUUCCAGCCACAUUCCUGGAGAAAAGCUUGCAUACAGUGCCACUGCAGUCAGGAGGAGCAUGUGUCCAGCUCCGACAGCGAAGACGACCGCAUGGUGGGAAGAUUGCUGGCAGAGUCCCGCUAUGCCCAUCUCACCGCUAAGGUUAAGGGAGGAAACGGAAUGAGGAUCUACAAACGCAACCGCAUGAUUGUCACCAACCCAGUGGUCUCCCGUAAAGACCCAACAUUCAACACGGUCACCUAUGACUGGGUCCCACCAGGCCUCACCCAGAAACUGGCGAUGCAGUACAUGGAGCUUCUCCCUGAAGAAAGACGACCCGUGGCUGGCACACAAGGAUCGUUAUAUCGCCACAGGCAACUGUUCAGACAGCUACCCUCCUAUGAUCACGACCCUGCAUACUGCCACAGCCUGUCCGAGGCGGAGCUGAAAGCUAUGGCUCAGUUUGUGAAACACUAUAAGGAGGAAUCCUUAGGAGUGGGAGAAGUUGCCUUGCCUGGAGAAAAAGGUCCAGCCAAGAAGAAUGAAAAUGCCCCCGAGGAACAGCCAGAUGAUGAGAGCAGCACUAAUGGAACGGCACAGUCUCCUCUCAGUGAAUAUCACUGCAGCGGUUGUGGACAGCGGGCCGCUCUGGACAGGCCUGUGGUGUAUGCGGACAGGGCGGGCUACACACGGCUCUGGCAUCCCACCUGCUUCAUGUGCUGCGAGUGUGGCGAGGCGCUGGUGGACCUCAUUUACUUCUGGAAGGAAGGAUCCCUGAUGUGUGGACGCCAUUACUGCCAGAGCAUCCGACCUCGCUGCCUGGGCUGCGAUGAGCUAAUCUUUUCAGAAAUGUUCGUUCAGGAGGCGAAUGGCCAUGUCUGGCAUAAGGAGCACUUGUGCUGUUGGCUGUGUGGACAGAGUAUCAGAGUUCAGUGUGGCUGUGACAAACGGCCAUGAAAUAGUCCAAAAUAUCACCCUGGCAAAUAGGCAAUGAACACUUACAUCCAGCAAGAAAAACCAUCAUCGAUCAUUGUCUAGAAGUCUAGAACCUAUUAAAGGGGUCCUGAACUGAACUGAAUCAAAUCUUUUGACACAUAAUUGUGCUAAAACAACAUACUGUAUGUUUUUAGAAUUCAAAACUUUAAAACAUUGGUCCAAAAACAGAUUUUCUUGAAACCUAGCUGCCUCUUCAAGGUUUGAUUAAAUAAUGAACACACAGAUCAAGCCCUACUCUUUGACCAACCCACUAUAUCUAUAUAACAACAGAAAGAACAACAGGAUCACUGGACUAAAAAUAACAUUACUGUACCUUCCAAAGGAUUUCAAUGUUAGGAAGGUGGUUGUUUAUCAAGGUCUCAGUAGAGCGCUGGCAUCAGUUAUGAAAAUCCAGACUUUAUGGAAAGAUUCGGACCAAACAGUUAUGCGUCAACAUGUAAGUUAAUUAUAAAAUCUCAGUGAUUUCUGAGCUCAGACUCCUAGUCAUUAUGUCGAUAAACCAAGCCAGUGACAAACACCAAAACUCCAGUUUUGGCGUUUGUUUUGGCUCAAUCAGUGAUGCUUCUCUACACUGCUUAAUAAAUCUCAUUUACUCUAUAUAUUGAAAGCAUUUCAUGAAAGUGCAGAAAUCCUGUUGAAAUUUGUGAGAUUGUUGUAUUUGUGCGCUCAACAGCCUGUGAUCGGCUACAACCUUUUGAGGAGUAGAUCUAAAUAUAAUACUAUAAUCAACACUUUUGAGAAGUUUUAGUUAUUUCAGAAGCUGUAAAAAAUGUAGUUAAAGUUUUCAAAAGAGUUCCACAUGGGUAAUACUUAUAAUGUUAUCCAAUCAUAGCAGUGGAAGGCUUAGUACAUUGAAGGCUUAAGAGACACCCAUUUAAACUAGGCCUUAUAUUUUUAAACGAUGACUUAAUUACAACGUAUUUGAUGUGAAAAUCCUACUAACAUUAUAAGUGGAAUAUUGAAUAAAAUAAUUAUAAAAAAAUGCAGUUCAUGACCCCUUCAAUAGCACUAAUCUACAAACUGAUGGAGAUACAUUAAUAACUGACAAAGAUUUUUUGGCUGAAUGACAAAGGACUAGUUUCUCAAAAUAUCUUUAUAAUUUCAAUCUCCAUGGCUAGCAUUUAUGCACCAGAAAACCAUAGAGAUUGAUGGGAUUCUUAGUCACUGAUGUCAACUAGUACAAAUCCCUAAACUGACACAUCUGCUUAUUUUGAUCUCCAAACUGCAUAUUGAUAUUAUUACUUGCAUUUUAUAAUUUGCAUUUAGUAUUAAUACGAUUAGUAUAAUGGCGUUUCAGUGCUAAAAACAAAUCUAAGAUUUUAAGAAAAGUCAUCAAGGAGAUAAUCUCAUAUUAGGCCUUUUACGAGAAUACAAUUGUAAUGUUUUGAGAUUAGCUCAAUGUUUCAAGAUUAAAUUUGACAAUUUUACAAGUAAAUAAAAAGUGAAGUGCUGUCAACUGAUGCUGUGGUAAUUCAGAUUUCUUCUGGCUACAGAUUCAUUGUGCCACAGCUUAAACGUAAUAAUACAAUAAAUUUCACUUUAUUAUUUAAAAGGAAUAAAAAGAUUACAGAUUUUAAAACUGAACUCCUAAAUGGGUCACAUCAGCCUCAGACAUACUCGAACCUUGAGGGCCGCCGUCCAGCCCUGAUCAAACUUGGACACUGGUUAACUUUUUCAUUUAUUUCAUUAACUGAUGCUGUCUACACUGGACGCAGUGCAGUGACUCAACAAACCUGACAAUAAACUGAUGCCCUGUUCUGUUUGCGACAAGGACAAAUGGAUUUGCAAUGAUGGCUUUUCACAACUAGUGUGGACAGUUUCUAGCUGACGUGACAACGGUUGUGUCCAGUGUAGACACGGUGUGUAUCAAACAUAACACAUUUUUAUUGAAUUGUAUAAGUUUUCACAACAUGUUUUCACCUCAUUUCAGAAAUCAUGAAAUAUGAUUGGCAUGUCUAUGUCAGCAUACUGCAGAAAUCUGGAUUUAAAAUGCCAAAUCUCCACAGUAAUAUAUGAAUUCUGGUCACACCCUUUGUUUUAAUAUUGUGAUUUACCAAACUAUGACAUAACACUUUUCAGGGUUUGGUCUCAGUUCCUGUCCUUGGGAAAUGUGUUGUGUUCCUCAUCUGAUCGGGUCAUGUGUGAAUAAGAGGGGCAUCUGAAAUGUGCAGUGUUGUGGCUCCUAACGACGGGAAUAGUUGACAUUCAGCGGUAAUGCUGUCAUUGACAAAAUCUAGAGCACAUCAAGCUUAGAUUACAUAGCUAAGAGUUUCUACAAAUAUUUACUGCACUGAGGAAAGACCUUUUUAUUGCAAAUGUGUUUGUAAAUAUUAUAUCACUUCAAGGUUUAUGCUUUGGAUUGAAUCCAUAGGUGAGUGGAAAUGAGUGUUUAAUAAUUUAAUGUAAGGUUUUCAAACAAGCUUCAGAGGAGCGAUGAGUGAGGAAGCGUUUUAGGGUUUCUUCCCACCAGCCUGGGAACCAGUCUGUCCUCCAUAAUAUAAUAUAAAAGAAAAAUGUAACUGAUAAUCAAUGGUAUGCAUAUGCUGCAAAAUUUGUCUUCACAAAUGGAAUUUUAUAAUUCACUUUUGAUUUUGACACACGGUCUUGAGGUUCUGAUGUUGUUCUUUUAGUCUAGUUAGAUUGACAUGUUGUGCUAUUUUAGCCUGAAUGAGUUAUAGAGUAGUAUCUGUCACAAAAUGAGACAUACUUUGCUCUUGGUAAUUGUUUUUGUGAAGUUCCUAAAUGGUUUCAGGAAGAGUGAACCCAUCUAAUAUUUCAAUAAACUGCUGGAGCAUAUAAGCAGCCGCUCACCUUACAUCAGAUAUUUUGGCAUCCCCCCCACCUUCCCAACACAAUUUAGGCAUCUUGCUACCAUACUCAUCAUCCAAGCAUUAGUUCCACAUGGCCCACGGGGGUUUAUCUAAGCUUGAGUUGGAGCUGCUUUCUCAAGCCCCUUCACUGCAGACAGCAAGUCAAAUACUUUACCCUUAUUAUUUUAAGAUUAUAUGGGCAAAUAAACUUUUUAAAUAAACAAAUAAACGUUUAAAUAAACAAGUCAUGCAAAUGAAGAUAAUUAACGACAUGCACCUGAACUAAAUGACGAAGUCAAAGCAGUGUAAACUAAAGGUAUAUUAACAUAACACUGAUAGGCCUAUGCUGAAAAGAAAAGAAGUUUUUCCUUUGAGUUUCCUUUCGAGGGAACACGCACUGCGUCAUUGAAAACAACUCUUUGGGGCGUUCCCUUAGCGUGCACCUCUGAAGUAUGAUUGAAACUAAUCCAAUCCUGAUUGGGGUUGCAUCAUGACGUAACGUGACGGCACAUAAAAGUGACGCUAGCACACACACACACACACACAUUAGCUUUCACUCUUCAGCAAGCGCUCUCUGUGAAACUGUCUGUCUUAUUAGGUGUUGUUUGCCUGUGCAAAGGAGAUUCUAUAACACUCGUUCAGAAGCCCACAAAGCGGCUUCUUCUGUUCCUUGCUCGAGCUAUCUGUUUCUGAGGAAGUAGAUGUGCUCACAAUCGGGAACGAGCAACAUGAGUGUGUGCUAAUGUAGAGCUUGUGGAGGUUGUGAUGCGUAGUGUGGCCAGCAUCACGUGUAGUGUGGCUUUACCAACAACCCUCAAUAGCCGACUUCCUGUUGGGCUGGGGUAAAAAGUAAGAGUGUGAGGUAUAGAUGAAACGAUGAGAUGU